Molecule: messenger RNA, 2083 nt
Organism: Pantherophis guttatus
Lineage: Eukaryota; Metazoa; Chordata; Lepidosauria; Squamata; Colubridae
Source: RefSeq, a predicted model, not a curated record
GGGGGUGGGGGUGGGUAGAGAGCUCCCCUCGCCCUGCAGUUGAGCAGCCUCGAUUGGAGUCCUUCCGAAGGCUCACAGACGAGAACUGGCUCACUUCAAGCCACGCAGCCCACAACCGAGAAUUAUUCUCUGAGCAUCCACUGCAAAUAAAUAGGAUUGUCCCCCGGAUCUGCCUUUCCUUUUCCUCUGAGUGAAGUGUCUCAACAGAUGGGCGUCUGCAGGUGGGGUCAGCUCUGCAUGGUCCAUCACGUGUUUUGCCAACCUGCUUUCAGAGUUUAUGGGGGGGGGGCUGGUGCCCAGUAGCUUCUUAUCCUUUUAAAGAGAGCUUUCGCAAGGGGGCUGAAGAGAGGCCCCCACACGCACACACACACACGCACAAUAUGUCAGCAAACCGAAGUGAGGAGCAGUUGUAGGGGCUUUUUCUGCUGAAGAGAUGGGGAAUGGGGAGGGGCUUUCCAAGGCCAUGGGGCCACCCACAGCCCCCCCUCCAGCGCCGGAUUUUCCUAUAGGCUAACUAGGCUUCAGCCUAGGGCCUCAAGAUCAAGAGGGGCCUACAUUCAAAUUGUUAGCAAAAUUAAAAUUACACUUUCACUAUGGGUGAAAGGGCCUCAUAAGUGGAAUAGCCUAGGGCCUCUUUGCAUCUAAAUCCGGCCCUGCCCCCCUCCCUCGCCUUUUCCCAGCAGGCCUCCAGCCAAGCGUCACGCCGAAUGGGGAAGUGGCCCCUACUGGGGUUUUGAGUCCGGGAUGAGGGGACAUUCCUCUCUCCCUUGCCAGAUGGAAAGCCCCAGGCCUGGGGGGAGGGGGGUAUUUCCUCUGCUUCCUUAUCUUCCCCCCUUUUCUCCCUCAGAAGCAGGAAUGGAAUUUGGGGUGCAAAAUGUCACCGUCCCGUCCGUAGUUGGGUUGUGGCUGAGCCAUGGCAAGAGGGGGUGGAGACCCCUCCCCAGGAAAUCAGCUACAGGGCUGCCCCCAAUCCUCAGUGGGAGGCACAACUGGGGCCCCUUCAGCUGACCAGCUGGGCUUGGCUGACCUUUCCUGAGGCUGCGUCACUCCAAAUGGCCCCCAAUCCGUGGGAAAGCCCGAUAGGCAUUGGGGAUGCCCGUUCUGCUGGACGCCUCCGGAGCGCUGCCCUUUCGCACGCCGACCCCCAGACCCUAUUGCUGCUAUGGCCGCGAGAGCUCCGCCUCUUAUUGGACGUCCCCUGCCCACAACCACCCCGCGAGUUGCAGGGCCUGGCCUUCGCGCAGGGGCCCAGCUGCAGCCGCACUCAGUACCCGUCCAACGGCAGGUGCUGCAGCCGAUGCCCACCAGGCCACAAAGUGGCAGCUGCCUGUUCGGGGGAGUCCAAUACGACCUGCAUCCCGUGUGAGGAGCAACACUUCCAGGCCAACUGGACCAAGGAGUCUCACUGCACCCCACACCACAUCUGCAACCAGAAAGCUGGCCUGAUUGUCUAUCGGAACGGGAGCAAAGAGCGAAAUGUCAUCUGCCGGUGCCAGGAGGGUACCCACUGUUCCAGCCACGAGUGUAAUACCUGCCGGCCACACACCUCCUGCGGCGCAGGGGAAGGGGUCCAACAGGAAGGCAGCCAUGCAAAUGACACUCUGUGUGCCCCCUGUGCUCCGGGCCAUUUCUCCAAUGCCUCGUCCUCCACAGCUCGGUGCCAGCCCUGGAGCAGGUGCCAGGAGGGGCAGGUUCAGAAGGCAAACGGCACACGGGCAACGGACGUCAUUUGUGAGGCCCUCCCGUUGCCCCACGAGGCCAGGAAGAGCCACCUGCUGGUGCUGCUCCCGAUUGCUGCCUUCCUGCUGGGGGCACUGCUUUUCUUGUGGCAUCGACGUGGCAAAUGUCCUCGGAAGCGGCACCAGGAUCUGCCCCCGGAGCCCACCGAGAACGAAGAGACUGCCUUCCCCACCCAAGAGACCCUGCUGGGGGAGCAGGCGGGCAUGCAAGAGAAGGACUGCCGUCUCGCCCAGCAGGAGCAGGUCUGACCAGGAAGCCGUGGGGAUGCGAGGCCAGCUGCACAGCCGGGCCGCCUGCCUCUCUGCACCCCAUGCCCGGCAGCCAUGGGGAUGCUGUGUCCUGC